Molecule: messenger RNA, 4607 nt
Organism: Gordionus sp. m RMFG-2023
Lineage: Eukaryota; Metazoa; Nematomorpha; Gordioida; Chordodea; Parachordodidae
Product: putative mediator of RNA polymerase II transcription subunit 24
Exons: 5
Coding region: 82-4587 (1501 amino acids)
Biological process (GO): cytoplasmic stress granule assembly
Cellular component (GO): cytoplasmic stress granule
Molecular function (GO): mRNA binding
Source: RefSeq, a predicted model, not a curated record
CUGACAUAUUUAUAUCAAAUAAAGUGGAAUUUAGUUAGAAUUAUCUAAGAUAUUGACACUUAAAUUUUUAGUGGCUACGAUAUGCAACAUAAAUUUAAACCUGAUUUAAAAAAAGACAAAUACCCUCACGAUAUUAAAUGCAUCUCAACAGAAAAGUCGUUACCCAAUAUUAAUAAAAUCAACAACCUCAGCAAAACGCCUCAUGUUCCACAAUCCUUUUCUCCUUCUCUAUAUUUCCACAAGGACAAACUCAUUUCUCAUUCUACAACUCUGACGCAAAUGAAUACACAUAAAUUCGACAAAUCAUCACGCUCUCAUCCUUCAUCUUCACCGAAGUUUUGUUUUGGUUCAUUAGAUUCCCCCUUUGAUAAUCAAAUUGAUAUUGGUAACGAUUGUGAAAGUCUUGAAUAUCACAAUUACUUAGAUAAUAACACAAACGUGCAGGCCGGCAAAAUGCAUUACACAACUAACCGUCUUCUUCAUAGUUUCGCGUAUUUCCGAGGGGCACCUGUCGAGAUGAAAAUUUUGAACAGAGGCUCCAUUUCGGGACUUUUUGUUUCGGUCGAUCCAGCCUUCUCCAAAGUUAUACUCGAAUUCCCUUCCCACAUGCAAGAAAGCAUUGAGCCUGCCUCAGACUUGGAUCCCAAUAUCGACUCGCUAUCAAUUGGAGAUGUAACUAAGACCAAUUUUGAACACGAUUCAGAAAGUUUCGAAGACCACUCCAGUAAAAAAUUUAAUUUUACUGGAGAUGAACGUCUUGUGGCCUACGACAUUCAGCAGGAGUUAGAAUUUUUAACGGCGUAUGACCUAAAUUUGACGAGCCUUUCUUCCUAUCCACGCAAAUCUGUACAAUCACACACACAAAAAUAUGGCAAUAACCCCAAAACACCUUUUAUGAUUGAUUCCCAAAUAUCAGAAAAAAAUAGGCAAACCCUUUAUAAUAAAACAUCGAACCAAAGUCUAAAGGCUGAAAUUAUUGAUGAUGUAUAUCUUUCUCCACUGCAAACAAGUGACCCUAGCUCAGAUAACUCUGUUGGAACAAAAGAACUGCAACCUUGGCGAGAUGAUGACGAAUACGAAUUGGAAGGUGUUCUUGGGAAAGAUGAUUCAUUGUUGACUGGAACACCGAUAGAUAACCAAGAUAAUGGAGGAUGGCAGGUAGAAGAAAUGUUUGCUACAAACGAACUCCGUUUUGGUCUACAUUCAACUUACACGGAGGACUUACCGGAUUAUACUACUCGUUUGGAAGUUUUUGACACGCCCGAAUACAAGGAAAGGGAAGCCAGAGCAACCCGAUUAGCAGCCGAAAUCGAGUCUAACUCGGCCUACCAAAAGCGAGUCGCGUUAGAGAAUGACGACAAUGAAAGGGAACUUGAAGAUACUCUAUCAAAUUUCGUUACAAAAUCACCAAUAUUGGGAGUCGAAAAUAGUCUCAAGACACAAGUGGUGACUGGAGUCGGGGGCGCCUGGAAAAGAGCCAGGAAAGGAACGAGCGAUAAUAUAACGGUAUCUGCAUUUAGUUCAAACAAUAGUUUAGACGGAAAAUAUAGGGCCACCGUGGGACCACCAUUAAAGUUUCACGAUCACCAGCAUCAACAAGGUGGCAUUGGUGGUAAAAGGAGGAAUUCCACCACUAGUAAAUAUAGCACCCUUCCCCAGAUGAGUUAUAAUAAUAAUGUAGGUGGUAAUAAUAACGGCGUUUUUUCUGCAAGCAGAAAGUCAAAAGGAGUAUCAAACUAUCAACCAUACAACAGCAGACAAUUUCCGCAAACGGAAUAUCCCGGACCCAAUAACUAUAGAGAAAAGUUUAAUAACAACUACUCCCUUCAUAACACUUCGAGAUUCGGGGAUGACAGGUUUAGGACUCCCAAUCGACUUAACACUCCCACUGCACUACCAUUGACCUUUUCUAGUAAUAAUGCUAGCAACACCCGAAAUAUUAAAACUUUUAUUCCAAAUUCCAACAAUUUCAAAGAGAACAAUCAGACAACAAAACAGCAUGAACAAGGGGAUGAUUUUGACAAAUAUUAUGUCGAUAUUAGCCCUUCUCCCGAAUCGGGUAAAUUGACAAUGUUGGCUAGUCAAAGCUCGAAAGAUACACCUUCUAAAUAUGCCAAUACCCAUGUUAAGACUUUGAAUGAAAAUGACGAUAAUCGAGAUAUCAAAAAAUGCAUCGAUGUUGUAAAUCCUUUUGAUGAAGCGAUUAAAUAUAAUAGUGAUAAGAUAGAGGCGCCCUCAGCGAAAGAUAUGACAAUUGACGCCAGCAAAAUGCUUCUUUUUUCAGAUAUAAUUUCUGCUACAACUUCAUCAAUCAAAGACGUCAAAAUUCUUGAAGCCGAAAAAAUAUUAAAAUCUUCCAAAUUAAAUCCUAAUGCGGUUGCAUAUGUUCCCAAAUCACUGCCUUUUGUUGUUGAAAAUAAAUCAUUUUCCAAUAACAAUGCAUAUGCUAACCAUGAUAACCAAAAUAAUUUUCAUUCACCUAUAACUCAAGGUGCACAAUUUAACUCCGAAAAUGUCUCCAACAAUGUUAAUAUACCACAAAAUCAAAUUGUAAAUGAGCCUAAUUUGGAUUACUCUGGGGCUUAUUACUAUCAGAAUAUGGGUGGAUCCUCGUUUUUACCCGUCAUGAUAAACAAUUCCACGAACGCUACUCCCAUGAAUGAUUCAUCUCAGUCAUCUAUGAUGAGCUAUCAAAACUAUGUAAACAUUCAACCGUCUUCUAUCAACAACGAUCCACAGCCUGGCCAUAAUUUCCCAAUUUUUAGUCAGUCCUUUAUACCAGCCGCUCAGAACGGGUCACUCGAGUCUCCUAUAAAUUCAAAUCUGAUUUCGAGACUCAAUAGUAAUAUGGUUAAUAUAGCCUACCCUCAUUUGAUCCAUUCGAACGUCCUCAACAAUCAAGCCCCUUUAUCUGCACGUGUUCCCCAGCAACAGCAAUAUUAUAUACUGGUUCAAAACCCUUCCUUACCUGUCAACCAUGCGACUCAAUCGAAUAAUUCUCUUCUCUUGCAAACACCCGGUGUAGCCACGGCUAAAAUAAUCUACGACCCUUCAAAAGGUCCUAUCAUGACCCCUUAUCACCCUCAGCAUCAAUAUCCCAACACACCUCCCCAGCUUGUCUUAGGCGGGGCAGGGAACCAAUCUUAUCCACAAUCCCCCAUAAUUUUACAAACUACGCCUUCUUUACCUCCUUUGUCUAACAAUCACAAUUAUAAGCAACAACAUGACUCUGCUAAUCCUCCCACCCUGAAUCCCCAUAAUGUAUCAUGCUCCUAUCUUACACCUAUGGGGGUGGCUCCUCCCCAACAGCCAAAAGUUUGGAUUGUUCCAGCUUAUGGAGGUGCUGGUGGCAUAGUUGUUCCAUAUCCGCAAGCUGCCGCCAUGCACCAUCCACAACAAAACUUUGCCGUCAAUAAUACAAAUAUACAACCGACGAUACAACAUAAUCAUCCCCAACAUCAAAUGGUUCACUUGCACCAACAACAAAUACAUCAGCAGCAACAACAAAUGCUUGUCCGGCCUCCCCCACUUCCCAUGCCCUCAGUCUCAUUUGCAGCAUUCAUUCCUCCUUCCCAAUAUCCGCCGUUACCACCCAAUUUGCAUCAGCAGCUAGGGACCAAUUCUUCAAUUUCAUCGCCUCUGGGUGUCACUCCAUCCCACGUCCUUCUCAAUUAUAACGCUAACCAGGAACCCUUUGGGUCCCCUUUCAAUAAUGUGACAAAUCUUAAUACCACUAACGUUAGUACUGUCAACAAAGAUAACAAAAAUUUGCUCCCUUCUCAACACCCCUAUCAGGCACUUAUCAUGAACAAUAGCAACAGACCUAUAUUCGCUGGAUCGGCCUCUUAUCAAAUCAAUAACAAUUAUUCUGCCCCUUUACUGCCACCACCUCAGCAUUUGAAUUCCCCCAUCAACAAUGUCGUUACUUACCAACCCAUCAAUCAGCAGCACCCGUUUAGAAGCGUAAAUGGGCAGAAUAAACAGUUAAGAUAUGACGAAAAGAAUAGUGUAAUACCUCCACCCACACUAACCAAAACCAGAAGUCUAACAUUUGGUGAUGAUAAUAAUUUUGUUAAAUCAGGCAAUUCCCCCGACAAAAUUGACCAUAAUUCUAUUAUAUCUUCCGUAAAAAAUCUUUCGCUCAAUCACGACCACAGCAUCAUCAAUGUUAACGAAGAAUACCUAUCCCGGAAUCAACUCACCCCCUUACUUGUUAACAUUCAACACGCCGAGUCCCAAAACAAUAUCAUAUUUAACCCUAAUAAUUUGAAGAGUUCGGGCGAUCGUUUGGAUAGAUUAGAUUUUCAUAAACAAGAAGAUUCCAAAGGAUCGAAAUCCCCCAUUUCUUCAUCCCCCCAUUCCCUAUCCAAAUCAAGUAGCCCAUCUAACUUGUCUCAUAAUGUAUCAUCUCACCGUAAUUACAACCCAAAUCAAAAUAAUAAAAGAUUUAACCUAAAAAAUAAUUAUAAAUACUCUUCCGCAUCUAACAUUUAUAAAAACUCUAAUCCUGAAAAUAAGGGCAAAAAUUUGCACCCUAAUUUGUCUGCCUUGAAUAUUCCUCAUCAUCAAUCCCCUAAAAAUGAAUAAUUUAGAUCCUUUUUAUAUUU